AUGAAGCCGGCAUGCCUGUUCUUGGGCGCCAUGGCCCUGCUCUUUCUGUGUGGCCGUUGCUUUGUCCUUGGCACCUCCAGUGGUGACCUGCGUACCUUUGUGGGCUGUGCCGUGAGGGAGUUUACCUUCCGGGCCAAGAAGCCAGGCUGCAGGGGCCUUCGGAUCACCACGGACGCCUGCUGGGGCCGCUGUGAGACCUGGGAGAGGCCCGUUCUGGAACCCCCCUACAUUGAAGCGCAUCACCGAGUCUGCACCUACAACGAGACCAGACAGGUGACCGUCAAGCUGCCUGGAUGUGCCCCUGGGGUCGACCCCUUCUACACCUACCCCGUGGCUGUCCGCUGUGACUGCGGGGCCUGCUCCGCAGCCACCACGGAGUGCGAGACCAUCUGAAGCGGACGUGGCCCGCCCCACGCAGCUGCGCCGGGAGCCACGCGGACCCCGCUCCUGUGCAGCGCAAGCAGCGCCACCCCUGGACCGAAGGGUGCUUGUUUCGCUGUGCCUUGGAGAAGGUCACCUGCCUUCCUUCUGUCCAGCUGAGGCACGGGGCGCAGAGGCAGCACACCUGUGCUAAAAAUGCAAAAACAUUUGAGCUUUCACCAAGAUCAUUUCUCUUGCUCACACGUUUGCACGUUAGUUUUCCUUUGCCUUGCAAAGUUUCCUUUCUUUUCCUUUGUCUUGGGUCGUAAUUUGUCUUAUAUCCCCUGGCACCCCUCGAUAUGGACUGAUGAUAUACCACAUUUUCAAAUGCAUUGGGUCUGUGUAGGAAACGGGGCCGGGAAAUCUGAAAAAAUUCACAUUCUAGUUAACCACUGAUCUCCAGCUAGAUUUAUGAUUAAAGGGCUAGAAAUGAUCAAAACCAACACACCAGCAUUUCUGCCUUGAAAGGAAACCCAACUGCAAGUUUCCUUAGAGAAAAUUCUCCCUUUCCCUUUUAACUGGGCAAUUAUCCUCACGUGAAAUAGCAACUGCUCAGACUGACAGAAGGGAAUGGACAGAGAGACUAUCUCCAAGUCAAAGGUGUUUGGAUUUGGCUAGUUCAUUCCCAAGAAAAAUUCCUUACAUUCCCUUAAGAUCGGUAAUACAGGAGCUACUUUGUCAUAAAACAAAUGAACAAGCGCAGAAAAAAAAUAUGAAAUCAGAAGGUAUCAUUUUGGCUUAAAAACUUCUGAGACAAAACUCACGUUUUUAGAGUGAUAGUCUCACAAAGAGCUUGCAAAAUGGUCAAUUUCAAAUACUCUUCUCUAUUGAGCAUAUUUUAAAUGUAAACUGUAAUCUCAGAGAGUUAACAUGUCUGUAAGGGUGAGGCUGCAUUGCCAGCUCGGAGGGAAGACGUCUGUGACUGUCCAGCUCUUGGCCCCUGCUUCUCUAUAUCUUGCAGCUGCUGAUUCUGUGACUUAAAAAAAAAGACACCUCUAGUUUUAUGCAAGUGUCUUUGAUUUUGGGGUCGGAUGUAACCUUGUUCAUUUUUAUAAUAUGCCAUGGAA
Chinchilla lanigera (long-tailed chinchilla) is the source of this 1487-nucleotide messenger RNA. RefSeq names its product glycoprotein hormone beta 5 (gene Gphb5). The coding region runs from base 1 to 393 and encodes 130 amino acids. The record is from RefSeq and is a predicted model, not a curated record. The transcript has 2 exons. Gene Ontology annotation, biological process: G protein-coupled receptor signaling pathway; regulation of thyroid hormone receptor signaling pathway. Gene Ontology annotation, cellular component: extracellular region; cytoplasm. Gene Ontology annotation, molecular function: hormone activity. Lineage: Eukaryota; Metazoa; Chordata; Mammalia; Rodentia; Chinchillidae.